AUGCCAACGACCUUCACACAAGAACAGCACUUCUCACAUCCGUGGCGCGAAACAGCCAAUGCGGUAUGGAAUAAGUAUCCAAAUCCACACGCCGACCACGUGGUAUCCGUAGACGUCCUCUCCCAAACCCUCGACCCAACCUCCGGCCACCUACGCAGCGAACGCAUCAUCGGCGUGCAGCAAGGUGCCCCCACCUGGCUCAAACGCCUCGUAGGCGCAAGCGACGACACAUACGUCCGCGAAGUGGUCAUGAUCGAUCCAAUCAACCGCACCGUCCAGAUGACUAGCACGAACCUCAGCCUGACCCAGUACAUGCUCGUGAAAGAGUACAUCACCUAUACACCCACCUCGCCACGCUCGACCGUAUUCAGCCAGACAGCCGACAUCAACUGCACCGGGUUCAGCGGGAUUCUGUCGUCAGCAGCGAGAAAAAUCGAGGAAUGGUCGUAUUCAAGAUACCAGGACAACGCGGCAAAGGGAAGAGAUGGACUGCAGAGCGUGUUGAAUUCAUUGUAUGGGUCAACCUCCUGUAGCAAGUGA
Messenger RNA from Sporisorium graminicola, 540 nucleotides. RefSeq lists its product as uncharacterized. Gene Ontology annotation, biological process: phospholipid transport. Bases 1 to 540 code for a protein of 179 amino acids. Gene Ontology annotation, cellular component: mitochondrial intermembrane space. The record is from RefSeq and is a predicted model, not a curated record. Lineage: Eukaryota; Fungi; Basidiomycota; Ustilaginomycetes; Ustilaginales; Ustilaginaceae. Gene Ontology annotation, molecular function: phosphatidic acid transfer activity. The transcript has 2 exons.